AUGGUAUCAACGAAGGAAGCACACCCGGCAGUGACGGUGGCGGUGAGAGGGAGCACGAGGCCGAUCGUCGGGAGGACCCAAGCCGCGAGCGCGGGCUACCCGAAGUCCCUGGAUCUGUUCCACGGGAUCCGAUAUGCUCGGGCCCCGCUGUGGGAGAAGAGCCAGCCCGUUCGGCUGGGGGAGCCGGUGUCUCCCACGGCCCGGGGGGGUGACGGUAACGGUGCCGGGGAGUAUGAUGACUUGUGUGUCUACAUCACCAGGCCUAGUAGGAAUGCCGAGUCAGAAGAGGAGAGGAGGGGAGGAGGAGGGAAGAUGCCUGUCGUCGUCUUCUUUCACGGCGGGGCGUUCAACUUUGGACAUGCUCUCGAUUCAGACCUGAAGUCCUUUGUGGCCAGGAGUCGGAGGGAUAUCAUCAGUGUCAGCGUCGGGUAUAGGCUUGGUCCGGUCGGGUUCGGGCCUGGGAGGGAUGAGAGACGUGAGGGGUCAGAGAGCGAGGAGUCAAUAUCCGAGGGUGGUGGCGAGCGAAACGAGGAGACAGGAUUAGGAAAGCUGAAUCUCGGACUUGAUGAUCAGAUGGUUGGACUAGAGUGGGUGAGGCAGUGGAUUGGAGCUUUCGGCGGUGAUGGAGAGGAUAUCACGGUCAUGGGAAUCGGCCACCACAUGCUCCGACAGCCGUCGCAGCGCAUCUUCCGCCGCGUGAUCCUGGAAUCGGGCUCGCCAACGGCCCGGUCCGUGCUGUCGGCGCGGCACCCGCGGACGGCACGGCAGUACCAGGAAUUCCGCGAACGCGUGCGUGCCCUGGGCGGCGUGAACCGCAGCAACAUCACCCGCGCUGGAGACGCCGUCUGGGCUCAAGGGGAGAGGUCUCUCCAAUGGCCGUUCCAACCCGUCGUCGACGACGACCACCAUGACAGCUCCGACUCCGACGCCGACGCCGACUCCAUGAUCCCCGACACCCCGCUCCACCUGUGGGAUCGUCCGGGAUUCGUACCGCCCCCGAUACUGACGGGAUUCUGCUCGCACGAGGGCAUAACCUUCAUCCCGCCUGACGUGACGGCGACGCUGAGAGAGUUCUUCGGCGCGCUCAUCCCGGGACUGGACCUCGACGCCCUGGACGGUCUGUACCCGCCCGGCAUGUAUCCCAGCGAGAGGCUGCGCAUCGUCGACGCCUACUCCCACCACGCGUACAUCUGCCCGGCGUUCCACACGGCGCACAAGGCGUCCCUGCUGGGCCGUCGUCGCCCCCACCCGGUGUACCUGUACGAGUUCGCCGCGCCCAACACGCCAAACGGGUUCGUGUCCCACUGCGCCCACGGUCCGGUCCUGCGUCCGCCCGGCGGCGUGCCCCUCGGUCCGGGCCUGGCCGACGUGGGGCGCGAGAUGAUGGCGCGGUGGGAGCGGUUCAUACUCUCCGGUGACGGGGACGGGGACGGGGACGGCACCGUGGGCCGCGACGACGUGUGGCCGACGUUCAAGACGCCGUUCGCAGAGGACGGCCGCGACGGCGGUGACGAGACCGCCGGCCUGCUGCUGGUGUUUGGUCAGGGGAACGAUGAGGCUAGAGGCGGUACGAGUCCCGGCGUGCCUGUGCGGACCAGACGGAUGACGGGUCGGGAGAUGGACGUCUGCCGAUUCUGGUGGGACAAUAUGCCUCUCAGCCAGGGCAUGGGACGUUGA
Geosmithia morbida is the source of this 1677-nucleotide messenger RNA. RefSeq names its product Carboxylesterase family. Bases 1 to 1677 code for a protein of 558 amino acids. The transcript has 2 exons. NCBI's taxonomy places the organism in Eukaryota, Fungi, Ascomycota, Sordariomycetes, Hypocreales, Bionectriaceae. The record is from RefSeq and is a predicted model, not a curated record.